CCUCCCGCCGCACUCGCAGCGCAGGGUCCGGCCCGCGGUAGCCGCUCGGAGCUCUCCAGGCAGGAGCCAGUGCGAGGGCCGGCGGGCGGCAGACGGCGAGCGAAGCCGGGAGCCGAAGUGGGUGCCAGGGCAGCCGAAAAGCCCCCAGGAGCGGCGCGGCGGGCCCAGAGCGACGCGGCCGAACCUCCUGCAAACUUGGGCGCGCGCUCGCGCCACUGCGCGGGCGGCCGGAGCGAUGAAGAUGGUGGCCCCCUGGACGCGGUUCUACUCCAACAGCUGCUGCCUGUGCUGCCAUGUCCGCACCGGCACCAUCCUGCUCGGCAUCUGGUACCUGAUCAUCAAUGCCGUGUUCCUGUUGAUUCUGCUGAGCGCCCUGGCUGAUCCAGAUCAGUAUCACUUUUCAAGUUCUGAACUAGGAGGUGACUUUGAGUUCAUGGACGAUGCCAACAUGUUCAUCGCCAUCGCGAUUUCUCUCCUCAUGAUCCUGAUAUGUGCCAUGGCCACUUACGGAGCCUACAAGCAACACGCUGCCUGGAUCAUCCCGUUCUUCUGUUACCAGAUCUUCGAUUUUGCCCUGAACACCUUGGUUGCAGUCACUGUGCUUGUUUAUCCAAACUCCAUCCAGGAGUACAUACGACAGCUGCCUCCCAACUUUCCUUAUAAGGAUGAUAUCAUGUCAGUGAAUCCUACCUGCUUGGUCCUUAUUAUUCUUCUGUUUAUCAGCAUUAUGCUGACUUUUAAGGGUUACUUGAUUAGCUGUGUUUGGAACUGCUACCGGUACAUCAAUGGCAGGAGCUCCUCCGACGUCCUGGUUUAUGUUACCAGCAAUGACACCACGGUGCUGUUACCCCCGUACGAUGACGCCACUGUGAACGGCGCUGCCAAGGAGCCACCGCCACCUUAUGUGUCCGCCUGAGCGCGAGAGUGACAGCCACAGCUUGGAGACUCUGCAUCGGAGCAAUAGUCCUUUCAUGUUCCUUCUGAGAUGAGCUCGCCGAGCUUCUUUGUGGCUGAAAUGCUACAGUUAAAAAUUUCAGAUGUUAAGUUGAAACAUACGCUUUAGCUGGAGCACUGUGAUAGUCCCUGUAGCAUUCCUUCUGUGGGUGGGGGUGGGGCUCCCCAGUCUUCCCCUGGCUCUGACGCUCCCCAGCAAUCUCCAUGAACCUUGAGUCCUGGGAGCCUGUUUGCUGUACGUGUUGAGCCCCAGAGUUGAAGAAUUUGUGACACUUUUCUCUCCGUUCCCUCUUUCUCUUUUGAAAGUAUAAAAAUCAGAAUUAGUGCUUUUCUUAGGCCAUUCCAGUACUUAGAACAAAUCCUUAGGAGAACAGAAAUGUUGAUUUGCAAGGAGUCCAUAUAUAUAUAUGCAUACAUAAAACAAGAAUUUCCUUAGCUCCUUUGUGAAUUUGCUGGUCAAGGAUUUUUGUCCACGGGGUAAAUUGAGGCCCUUUGACAGUCCCCGGCUGUGCGACCAGUCAGUCACCACCCCCGGUGGCUGCACUUGGACACCGGUGCCUGGGGUCGGGGGUUGGCGUGUUGGAGGGGACCUGAUGUGUUUGGUACUGCGUGGUGUCAGGUCCUCUCUUCCGCUGGGUUUCCCAUCCUCGCUCAGAUCACUAAAUAUUCUGCCUGCCCCAGCCUGAUUCCGGGAGGGCACCCGUUGUCCUCUGUCAAGUGGAAUUGCUGAUAGGGAUUUACCAAACGAUAUGAAGAAAGGUUUUCUUCUCUCCCUUCAGGCCACCUCCUACUACUCUGAACUUUGAGUAUGCCUCGUCAUCUUUUAAAAUGAGUGUAAAACAGUCUUUCAAAAAAUGAGAGUGGGGAGAAUGCUUUCCCUGUAAAAUGCCCUUGACAGCCUGAGUUUCAAGGGACUUUUAUAUAUUCGUAUGUUCAAAAGUCACAGCCCUCCUGUUUGUUCGUUUUUGAUUGUGCUGUAUGUACAUGAAGGCUGUUGCAAUAAAAGUGAGAUCUGCCCACAUCCAAGAAAACAGCCUUUUGACUGCAUGAUGAUUGUGCCUGGGAACCUUGCCUGUGUGGGGCUGCGCACAUGCACGGUUCGGCCCGAGGAGGAGGCUUUAUGGCUUGUCUCACACGUGUGUGUUUUUUAAUAUUUCAUCACUGAUAAAAAUGAGAGCAUCUCAGGCCAAGAGAAGUGGAGAGGAGCGGGCGUGAGCUGCCAGCAUGCCGAGCCACGCCUCUACCAGGCUCGGCAGCUUUGCAUGUGAUUGCAUUAUGUCCACCGCGCACUGGUAACAAGCAGUUCAGGUUUUACUAUGUUCCAUUUUGGGGAGAUUAAAAUAAGAGAGGUUUUGGUUUGUUCCAGAAUGGGUACUUCAGAUCAUUUGGAAAUGUAAAGAAAAUAAAAUGAGCAGUGAGGGGAGAUUUUUAUCCCUAAGAAUCA
Messenger RNA from Camelus dromedarius (Arabian camel), 2398 nucleotides. RefSeq names its product lysosomal protein transmembrane 4 beta (gene LAPTM4B). The record is from RefSeq and is a predicted model, not a curated record. The transcript has 7 exons. Gene Ontology annotation, cellular component: lysosomal membrane. The coding region runs from base 236 to 916 and encodes 226 amino acids. Lineage: Eukaryota; Metazoa; Chordata; Mammalia; Artiodactyla; Camelidae.